ACGUUCGUACUGGCGCCCGCGUGUGACGUCGAGAUCCUGGAUUGCGUCGCAGAAGCCUGGCAUUGCGCAAUUCGGCGCAACUCAUGCCUUCGGGGAGCCGGCGCUAGUUGCGCCGUCCCACUCUGUUGCUAGGGUGUUCCGUGCACGCUUGCGUUGCCAUCGGUGUUUGACGGUAGCUAUAGCUGCAGCUGAAGCGACGAAACCGCUGUAUCAACGGAGACCCGGUGUAGUGGCGGUGCUAUACCUAUUCUGCUCACAUUGACAUGGCUCAAGUCAUGAACUACGGUGCUCUUAGAGCUGUCGACGACAGCCCACCGUAUGGGGAUGUCGUGACGAAAUCGGCUCCGAAGAAAAGCGCUGCAGAUGUGUCGCGGUUUACGGGGACCGUCAAAGUGAAGAUAUGCGAAGCGACGGAGUUCGAUGCGAUUGAUCUACAAGCGGAGGACGUUAUCUUCUCGAGAGACCAAGAGGAAAACCCGUUCUACGUCACCCUCAGCGUCGAUGGCAUGUUCAUCAGCCGUUCGAACACCAAGCGAAAGACAACGAAUAUAGUUUGGAACGAGUGUUUCACAGCGGACGUGCACGGUGCGCGGAAUGUAGGUUUCACCGUCUUUCACGUGGCGACGCCCUCUUCUGACGACUUGCCGGUCGCCAAGGGCAGCGUUACCUUCGACGAGCUGGUCGAAUCGAUAAAGUAUAAGCGAUCGGGUGGCUACGAGAGCGACGUUUGGAUUGACCUCAAGCCCGUUGGCAAAUUACAUGUUGUCAUCAACCUCGUACCGGAAGAGCAUUUGAUGGAGGAGGGCCAUCAUGAGUCGAAAGAACGGCACGCCCUUAUUCAACAGCAGAGCUCUACACGACAAAAGGUUCAUGAGAUAAAUGGGCAUAAGUUUGUGGCCACACUUCUGCGGCAGCCCAGCUUCUGCUCCCGUUGCCAUGGUUUCAUCUGGGGCAUUGGAAAGCAAGGCUACCAGUGCCAAGCCUGCACAUGUGUAGUUCACAAGAGAUGCCACAUGCUAGUGAUCACCAGAUGCGCAAGUGAAACCAUCGAUGACGAGCUGGAUACUGGAAGUCAGCUCAUCGUAAACAACCCGCACCAGUUUUCUGUGCAAAGCUUCAGACAGCCAACCUUCUGCGACCAUUGUGGGACAUUGCUGACUGGCCUGACUGAGCAAGGAGUUCGCUGCAAAGCUUGCCGUAUGAAUGUGCACAAGCGAUGCCAGAGGAACGUCGCCAACAACUGUGGCAUCAACGCAGCGGUCUUUAAUGACAAAGGAUCCUCUCAGAGAACGCGCAGCAAACGAGAUGAAAAGAAGAUUUUGUAGGUUGGAACAGCACUGAGCAAUACAAUCAACUAGUGCCACCUCAUCGUCGUGUGCGGGAUCGGUUCAACGGGUGCAGCAGUGCGUCAGUAUUGUCCACUUCACACGUUGACAGGAUCGUGACAUCUGGUUUUAAUGCGAUAGCAAUUAUAUGGACACCCAGAGUGCAUUUCUGCCGUCGCCGUGAGGUUCCGUAUAAAGUCCAAAGGCAAUUAAAUCGUUGCCGCGAGUCGUAUGCUGUAUGUGCGAGUGAAAGCGCACAAGGGCGAGCCGGCGAUCGCGACUCAAUCUCGCGCACGCAAGAGAGGGAAAGCGAGGAAAGAAACUUCCAGUCGGGCGCAAUGGUCCGGAGAGAGGGUAGGGUGGGGAGGGAUCGUGCUUCGAUCGAUUACGAUCGAAGCACAAUCGCAAUCGAUCGUGCUUCGCCUUUUGGGCGAAACUGCGCUUUUUUUACAUCCACAGAGUUCUGAACACUUGGUGCUUCGGUAUAUUGAAGACUUGUUACUUUCACUAGAUUUUGUAAGAAUAUUGAGGGACUAAAUAAAAGGCCUGCUCAAAA
This is a messenger RNA of Dermacentor silvarum, 1881 nucleotides long. Its product is annotated as calcium-independent protein kinase C-like. The record is from RefSeq and is a predicted model, not a curated record. Lineage: Eukaryota; Metazoa; Arthropoda; Arachnida; Ixodida; Ixodidae. Bases 264 to 1325 code for a protein of 353 amino acids. Gene Ontology annotation, biological process: protein phosphorylation. Gene Ontology annotation, molecular function: ATP binding; protein serine/threonine kinase activity. The transcript is spliced from 9 exons.